GCCUAUAGCGGCGCCCCAAGAUGGCGGACACAAUGAGGAGGAGCCGCCGCGCCGCCGCCUGAGCGGGCCCGGCCCCGCCGCUCCCCGCAUUGCCCCGCCCGCGCUUAGCCAGCCGCCUCUCUCCGUCCUCCGCUGAGCCUCACUAAGUCGCCAGGCCCCUCUUUGCUUUGCCUCGCCUCGCUUUCCCGUGCCCCGGGCCCGCCUUGCCUUUCCCGGCCCGCUCGGCGGCCCCGCCCGCCCGCCCUCAGCGCGGCCGCCCCUUAGCGCGGCUCGGCCCGGCGGCAUGAAGCUGACGGACAACGUCCUGCGGAGCUUCCGCGUGGCCAAGGUGUUCCGCGAGAACUCGGACAAGAUCAACUGCUUCGACUUCAGUCCCAAUGGCGAGACCGUCAUUUCUAGCAGCGACGACGAUUCCAUCGUGCUGUACGACUGCCAGGAGGGCAAGCCGAAGAGAACGCUGUACAGUAAGAAGUACGGAGUGGACCUCAUCAGAUACACACACGCAGCCAACACAGUUGUGUACAGCUCCAACAAGAUAGAUGAUACAAUCCGGUACCUGUCGCUGCAUGACAACAAAUACAUUCGCUAUUUUCCUGGGCACACCAAGAGAGUGGUUGCCCUUUCAAUGUCUCCAGUGGAUGAUACUUUUAUUUCUGGAUCCUUGGAUAAAACUAUUCGGCUCUGGGAUCUUCGCUCUCCGAAUUGUCAGGGUUUAAUGCAUCUCCAGGGGAAACCAGUUUGCUCUUUUGACCCAGAAGGGUUGAUUUUUGCUGCUGGAGUCAAUUCUGAAAUGGUGAAGCUUUAUGAUCUCCGUUCUUUUGACAAGGGGCCGUUUGCGACGUUUAAGAUGCAGUACGACCGCACGUGUGAGUGGACGGGCCUGAAGUUCAGUAACGAUGGCAAACUCAUCCUGAUAUCAACUAAUGGAGGAUUCAUUCGACUGAUUGAUGCCUUUAAAGGAGCUGUCCUGCAUACAUUUGGGGGGUAUAACAACAGUAAGGCUGUCACGCUGGAGGCGUCCUUCACACCAGACUCUCAGUUCAUCAUGAUAGGAUCAGAGGAUGGGAAGAUUCACGUUUGGAACGGGGAAAGUGGGAUGAAAGUGGCAGUGCUGGAUGGGAAACACACAGGUCCCAUAACGUGUCUGCAGUUCAACCCCAAAUUCAUGACUUUCGCUAGCGCGUGUUCAAAUAUGGCCUUCUGGUUGCCGACUAUUGAUGACUAAUUCCUACACUGCAGCUACUGUCAGAUGAUUUUCCAUGCUGCUAACAGCAGUGUAUUCUUGCAAGGAUAGUAUUGGAAUUGCCUACAUCUUCUAGACUCUGAUCCCAUUCCUGUAUAUGUUUCCAUAUGUCUUACCUUAUUGGCUGCAUUCCUCUCCAAGGACUCCUUCAGUUGACCUCCUAGCAUGUUCAGAAGUGACAUACAACACUUCCUUACCUUGCAGACUAUGCCCAGCAGGCUUCAGCUGAAGUUGAAACUGGCACAGUAUUAUGAAAGCAGGGGAGUCUGCUUUAUUUACAGAAUGCUUGUGGCAGUUUUUAAGCUGUAAUUUUGUAUUCUCCAUAUUAAGUGCAUAAUACAAUUGAUGUUCCAAGGUGGAACAUGCAGUUCCUUCCCACAAGUGCAUGUUUUUCACAUCUGGGAUCUCUGUUUCACUGCAGUCCACGGAUGGAAAUUACUUCUGUGCCAAAUGUGAACACUGACAGAUUUCAACUCGAAGAACACAUGCUGGAGACUCUUGCAAUUGAACACAUGCUGAAAGAGUGGGUGACUGUACAUUUACAUCAUGCAUCCUGUCAUCCUUUUUUGGCAAUUUAGUGUGCAACAGACCAUACACAUCUUUGACACUGCCAGAGCUUUAAGAAGCCUCCCUGCUGUUUGCUCUGCCAGCAUCCCAAAGGGGGCACACAGUGCUGAAGUCUGGUCUGUGUCCCAAGCAAUAAAGGAGUCUGUCAGCAGGAAGAUGGGGAAACCAAACUGGGACUGAAAGCACAGUAUGCCUCUGUAUCUUCCUUGUGUAUCAUCUUGGCUGAUUUUGUAAAUACUUUUGGGGGGCAGUGGGAAUGGGCCAUAUUUUUUUACUUCUAGAUAUUAAAGAAUGUGAUGUGGGCCAGUGUU
Messenger RNA from Lagopus muta (rock ptarmigan), 2121 nucleotides. RefSeq names its product WD repeat domain 82 (gene WDR82). The record is from RefSeq and is a predicted model, not a curated record. Gene Ontology annotation, cellular component: Set1C/COMPASS complex. The transcript has 9 exons. NCBI's taxonomy places the organism in Eukaryota, Metazoa, Chordata, Aves, Galliformes, Phasianidae. Gene Ontology annotation, molecular function: protein binding; chromatin binding. The coding region runs from base 284 to 1225 and encodes 313 amino acids.